AUGGCCGCGCAAACACUCCACGGCUCCUGUGCAUGCGGGCGCAACCGCUACGUCGUCGAGAUACCUCAGCAGCAAACGCAGCUGGCCGAGCUGAGAUACGACAACACUUCAGCUUCAAGACACCAUUCCGCUAACCCACUCACCCUUUGGCUGCGUGUGCCUCUCAAUUGGUACACUAGCGCUACCUUCGCACAGUUCCCCGACGAGGAACGGACGAGCAUCCAGCGCACCUUCGUCUCGCCCUUUGCUUCCAAUUCGCGCCGCCAGUUUUGCGGAUACUGCGGCACCCAACUCACAUCAUGGCACGAGCGCACCAGGGAGGAUGCUGAGCACAUCUGCCUUACGGUCGGCAGUCUGCUGGACGAGGACCAGGCUCUGCUUGGUGAGCUGGGAUACCUGCCGGGAGGAGAGAGCAGCGACGAGGAUGCAAUUACCGCCGGGCCCUCGCGAUCGACACAAGCCGUGGCCCGAUCAGAUCAGCAGCUGCGUGGAGCACCAUGGUUCGAGGAGAUCGUCAAGAAUACCGCUCUGGGACAUUUCAAGCAGCAGCGAGGCGGACACACAUCGCGCGACGGCAGCGUCAAGGUGGAGUGGGAGGUCGUAGAGUGGACCGAGGGUGACGAUGCAGACGACGAGGGAAGCGUCACGCCCAACAAGAGGAAGAUUGGCCAGGUCGAGGAGGAGGAUAUCGAGAUGCGAAGCGCGUGA
Messenger RNA from Didymosphaeria variabile, 708 nucleotides. RefSeq lists its product as uncharacterized. The coding region runs from base 1 to 708 and encodes 235 amino acids. The record is from RefSeq and is a predicted model, not a curated record. The transcript has 2 exons. Lineage: Eukaryota; Fungi; Ascomycota; Dothideomycetes; Pleosporales; Didymosphaeriaceae.